AUGGCCAAGGGCAGCAUUGGAAUUUCUAAAAUCAUCCUGCUACCGCUCCUUCUUCUUGUUCUCGAAACGACGGCGUUCAGCGAGAACCACCAGCUGAAGCAGCAGCAGCGGCGGCCGCGGCAGUACUACAGAAAUGCGUACGCGACGAUGAUGUACAUGGGGACGCCCAGGGACUACGAGUUCUACGUUGCGACACGUGUCAUGAUCAGAUCGCUCUCCAGGCUCCACGUUGCCGCCGAUCUCGUUGUCAUUGCCUCCCCGGACGUCCCCCUCCGUUGGGUUCAGACUCUAGAACAGGAAGAUGGGGCCAAGGUGGUGAGAGUGGAAAAUUUGAAUAAUCCAUAUAGUAACCAGAACAAUUUUGACAAAAGAUUCAAGUUAACACUCAACAAACUCUAUGCGUGGAGCCUAGUGGACUAUGACAGGGUUGUCAUGCUUGAUGCUGACAACCUCUUCCUCCGAAAUGCUGAUGAACUAUUCCAAUGUGGACAAUUCUGUGCAGCUUUCAUCAACCCUUGCAUCUUCCAUACUGGCCUCUUUGUGUUGCAGCCAUCAAUGGAAGUAUUCAAGGACAUGCUUCAUGAGUUGAAAAUUGGAAGAGAUAAUCCAGAUGGUGCAGACCAGGGUUUUAUAGGCGGUUACUUCCCGGACUUGCUUGAUCAGCCCUUGUUCCGUGCACCUCCUAAUGGCUCCAAACUUAAUGGAACCUACAGACUACCUUUGGGCUAUCAAAUGGAUGCUUCUUAUUAUUAUCUCAGAUUGCAUUGGAGUGUACCCUGUGGACCCAACAGCGUGAUCACCUUCCCCGGUGCACCAUGGUUGAAGCCAUGGUAUUGGUGGUCAUGGCCUGUUCUGCCGUUGGGCAUUUCGUGGCAUGCGCAACGCCAACAAACUCUUGGAUAUGGUGCAGAGAUGCCAGUGGUGCUAAUCCAGUCGCUAAUUUAUCUGGGAAUAAUAGCAAUGACACGUAUGGCACGACCAAAUAUAUCCAAGUUGUGCUACAGGCGCUCAGACAAGAGCAUUACCUUAAUACACACCGUCCUCAAGAUGAUAGCAGCGUGGUCGAUUGUAGCUGCGUACGUUGUGCCUUUCGUGCUCAUUCCUCACACGAUUCAUCCGCUGCUAGGCUGGGGUUUGUACUUUCUUGGCACUUUUGCACUUUGCUUCAUAGCAAUCAAUGCUCUGUUGCUGCCAAUGCUGCCAGUUCUAUCUCUGUGGCUUGGAUUUCUCGGCGUCCUCUUUGUCAUGGCAUUUCCUUGGUAUCCAGAUGGUGUUAUAAGAGCUCUCUCUGUAUUUGCCUACGCAUUUUGUGCUGCACCAUUCGCAUGGCUGUCAGUGGUUAAGGUCAUGUCAUCUAUUCAAGCCGCAGUUGAAAGGGAAGCUUAUUUUCCGAAAAUUGGGUAA
Prunus armeniaca (apricot) is the source of this 1404-nucleotide messenger RNA. NCBI's taxonomy places the organism in Eukaryota, Viridiplantae, Streptophyta, Magnoliopsida, Rosales, Rosaceae. The record is from the annotation of a GenBank genome assembly.